Phanerochaete carnosa HHB-10118-sp is the source of this 738-nucleotide messenger RNA. RefSeq lists its product as uncharacterized. NCBI's taxonomy places the organism in Eukaryota, Fungi, Basidiomycota, Agaricomycetes, Polyporales, Phanerochaetaceae. Bases 1 to 738 code for a protein of 245 amino acids. The record is from RefSeq and is a predicted model, not a curated record. The transcript is spliced from 3 exons.
AUGGAAGCCUUCCUUUCUGGUGAAGCACCGUGCCAUGUCAUUGAACAUGACCCAGAGCUCGCCGUCCCUUCGGAUCACCGCCGCAACAGCCAGCUGUCCAUCGCCACGAAGUUCGCCAAGACAGUGCUGGGCGAGAAGCUGCCAUUGCAGGAUUACGCGGGUGGCGUAUACUUCUUGCGUUUGGUCACUUCGGGGAGAACUUGCGUGGUAAGACAAAACUCGUGGUUCUUGGCCCGCGCUGAUGAUGCGCUCAGCGUGAUGGCCCUGCCCGCCGGCAUGGCCCCUCCGACGAUGUACAACCUCCUCCGUACACAGACGCUCCGCGAAGUGCUGCGACUCGAGCACGUACAGCCCUUCCGGUACACCCAACCGGCGCCCAGGGGGACUGAAGGACUCGCGAAUAUCCUCGAAACGCUCACGAGGAUCGGCCACACGAAGGAUGCUCGCACAGCGUGUACGGUUAUGCAUUGCGAGGACUCUGGACGCGCGAUGGCAUGCCUCUACGUGGACGCGUUGCAAGUCUACGUCGUCUUCGACCCUAGCCCUCCAAGUCCGAGGCUGAUCCCGGGCGUCAUCCAGGGCGGGGCCACGUUCUUCUGUCAUCGCACCUUCGAAGGGGUCGUUGACUGUGUCCAGUCUCUGUUCCUUGGAAAGCCUCUGGCUACGCUGUCGCUCCGCGCACGAGAAAAUGCGCAGAACAAAGACAGGGCGGAGGGUUUUGUCGUUUCGGGACGCUAA